AUUUGGUAUUUUUCGCUAGAAGUUGAACACACAAUUAAGUAGGUGAGGAACCCCAUUUUCUUCCGUCUUUUGCUGAUUUGAGCUUUGGAGCAAUCGAAAAUCUGAAUCUGAAAGCGGAAAGAUCCCACUUUUCUUUCACAAAUCCUUUAAGGAGAGAUGGCUUCAGAUAAGAAGAUCCUAGCUUUCGAAGAAGUCUCACAGCACAACAAAACCAAGGAUUGUUGGCUUAUUAUCUCCGGCAAGGUGUAUGAUGUGACCCCAUUCAUGGAUGAUCAUCCUGGAGGAGAUGAAGUGUUGUUGUCUUCAACAGGGAAAGAUGCUACGAAUGAUUUUGAAGACGUUGGUCACAGCGACACCGCGAGGGACAUGAUGGAGAAAUACUACAUUGGUGAGAUCGAUUCGUCUAGUGUUCCAGCUACGAGGACAUACGUUGCGCCGCAGCAACCGACGUACAACCAAGACAAGACACCAGAAUUCAUUAUCAAGAUCCUGCAGUUCCUUGUUCCAAUCUUGAUCUUGGGUCUGGCUCUUGUUGUCCGUCAAUAUACCAAGAAAGAGUAGAAGCUAAGGCUUGCGUUUUGCUUGCCAUUGAAAUAUCUCUGUAUUUCUCUGAAGAUACUGUUGUUUGGUCCAAGACUGCAUCUGCAUCUGUCCUUACUGAUUAUUCUAGUUGAAACUACUACGAACCAGUAAUCAAUGUGUUGCUAGUUUUGUUGAUUCUAUGGUGAAAUGUUUUUAACUUUGAUGAUAUCUAAUAAGGGAGUGCUUCUUUAUCA
Molecule: messenger RNA, 776 nt
Organism: Eutrema salsugineum
Lineage: Eukaryota; Viridiplantae; Streptophyta; Magnoliopsida; Brassicales; Brassicaceae
Product: cytochrome b5
Exons: 4
Coding region: 157-561 (134 amino acids)
Cellular component (GO): intracellular membrane-bounded organelle; membrane
Molecular function (GO): heme binding
Source: RefSeq, a predicted model, not a curated record